CUCUUGCAAUCGGCGGAUGGGAGGAGAAUGGAAACUUCAACAGGCGGUUUGAGAUGUGAAGCACAGGAAGGAGGGUCAUGGAGAAUCCCUGGAGGAGGACGCGGGCGGUGAGAUGCGAACUGCUAAGAAGCUCGUUGCUGUUUUGUGCUUUGUCUGGUGUCGGCGAGGCCAAGUGUCACGGCUGCCUGGAGUACUGCUGUGAAGGCUCGCCACCAUUCUGCUGCUCCUACUACGCCUAUGUUGGGGACGUCCUUUCGGGCACUGCCAUCUCUGGGAUCGUGUUCGGCGUGGUGUUUCUGAUGGGCGCGAUGGCGGCCUUGUUCCUGUGCGUGUGUAUGUGUGUGAAAAAUGGGCACGGCGCCAGGGUGGGCGCGUUCAACACCUCGUACGUCAACACUGUGACCCAUGGCUACCCAGGCCCUCCACCUCCAUACACCUACGACUGUGAGACGUACCCUCCACCUCUCCACCCUCCUCCUUACACACCAACUCAGCCUGAGCCGGCCAACUAUUCCCCACCACCUCCUUACCCGAGGUGCACGAGCAAAUAACGUAGAACGGAUCAUCGACUGGCCAGCUGAAAUGAAGCUCUCCCGGGCUGAUUUUGCAGGCAGGAAAGGAACCUCAGGGAGCAGGGCCGGGUGCAAUAAUGAUUCAGCAGGCGGGUCAUCUGAGCAUAAUCAAGGAGAGUUGAGUCGCUUUACAGACAGUGUUGGGAAAAUGAAUAAUAAUUGAACACAAUGUAGGACAGGACAUUGAGGUACUGCUAGCCUGCAGCCACAAAACCAAAAUGCGUUAUCAGUCUCUGGCUGUGCACUUCAAAGGUAGAGAGCUGCCUUUUUGAAGGUGCUGACUACUUUUUAAGCAUACGAGGCAACAUUAUUACACCAUGCAGAAAGACAUGGUUUUAACUUGCUCUGUUUUUAUUUUAUUCCUUCAUUCUGGUGUGGAAGUGGGAUGUUUAAUGUAUUUGCAGGGUGUAGGGCGGGAUAUAAUUUUACUUGAAACAAUUUGAAGGUGAACCGCAGUCCCUGGUGAGCCACUCUUAACACAUGUCAAUAGUGCAACUUUUGUUAUGUGGUUGAUGCGAAUGGUGGAUGAGACUUGACUGUUUUUAAUGAAUAAAUGACAUGUCUCCUUGCUGUU
This is a messenger RNA of Dunckerocampus dactyliophorus (ringed pipefish), 1146 nucleotides long. RefSeq names its product cysteine/tyrosine-rich 1 (gene cyyr1). The coding region runs from base 78 to 551 and encodes 157 amino acids. Lineage: Eukaryota; Metazoa; Chordata; Actinopteri; Syngnathiformes; Syngnathidae. The transcript is spliced from 5 exons. The record is from RefSeq and is a predicted model, not a curated record.